This is a messenger RNA of Cyphomyrmex costatus, 2109 nucleotides long. RefSeq lists its product as uncharacterized. The record is from RefSeq and is a predicted model, not a curated record. The transcript has a single exon. Gene Ontology annotation, molecular function: nucleic acid binding; zinc ion binding. Lineage: Eukaryota; Metazoa; Arthropoda; Insecta; Hymenoptera; Formicidae. Bases 1 to 2109 code for a protein of 702 amino acids.
AUGGCUGAAUACAAAAGCUUAAGGAUUAAGCGAGGUCAGUUUAAGAGUCAAUUAACGCGAUUCAGUAAUUUUCUUGAGUGUAGAGAAGCCGAUGAUUAUGAAAUUUCUGACAGACUUGAAAGGCUAAAAGAAGUCUGGGAUAAGUUUCAUAACCUUCAAUAUGCCAUAAAGGAGGUACGUAAACAGGGGCUUUCAGAAGAAAAAGAUCAGGAUCAAUUAGAGCGAAUAGAACGAGAAGAAAACGAUGAAGACACAGAAUUCGAAGACAAUUAUUUUAAGCUAGUGUCAAUAGCUAAAAGAAGAUUAGCACAAGUAAAUCCUGUAAAUGAAUCUGCGACAGUGGCAGCAGCAGGAAGGACCCUGACAGUGAAAUCCAGUGUAAAAUUACCAACGAUCACAUUGCCAACGUUCAAUGGGCAAUAUAGUCAGUGGAUGCAGUUCAAAGACUCGUUUCUUUCAUUAAUAGACAGAGACACAACGCUAUCAGCAGUUCAGAAGUUACAAUAUCUUCGAGGCACGCUGAAGGAUGAAGCAUUACAAUUCAUCGAAGGAUUGGAAACCACGGCUGAGAAUUAUCGUACAGCGUGGGAGUUGUUGAACAAUCAUUACGAGAAUCGAAGACUUAUCAUUAAUAAACAUUUGAAGGAACUUUUUGAAACUAUGCCAAUAGUUAAAUGUAACAAGCAAAGCAUAAGGCAAUUUGUAAAUCACGUAAGAUCACACAUUAAAGCAUUAGCUACGUUGAAACUGCCCGUAGACAAAUGGGAUGCAGUCUUAGUAUUUGUAGCGGCAAAUAAGUUGGAUUAUCACACGCACAAAGAGUGGGAAACGCAUAUUACUACCAAAGGGCAGGACGAACUGCCAAAAAUUGAUGAGCUGCUUGAAUUCCUAACAGGAAGAUACCAUAUGCUUGAAAUGAUAGAAAAGGAAAAAUCGGGAGCUGAGGCACGUAAACACAAUGAGAAAAAGCAAGAUAAAUCGUUGUCAUUAGCUUCUACAAGUAACAAUGAAUGUGAUUAUUGUAAAGGUCAUCACCGCAUAUUUAACUGUGAAAAGCUAUUGAAGUUACAAGUACCAUCACGCAUUAACGAAAUAAAGCAAUUGAAACUUUGUUUGAACUGUCUGCGGAAAGGGCAUUGGAGUAAAGAAUGUAAAUCGUCAGGCUGUAAGGUUUGCCAAGGCAAGCAUAAUUCUCUUCUCCAUAUAGAAAAUCAGAAAGAAAACAAAAGUCCCGAUGAAGUGAAUAAAGACAAUCCAAGCAACAUAGUAUCCACGUAUUGUGCAAAAAAUUCGCAGCAUGUAUUGUUGUCUACAGCGCAAGUAUAUAUUUUUGAUACCAAUAGAAGGCGACAUCUUUGUAGAGCGCUUCUAGAUCCUGGAUCGCAAUCCAAUUUAAUUACGAAGGCUUUAGCAGAUAAAUUACAUUUAACAAGUAAAUCUGUAAACGUUCCAGUUAGCUGUAUCAAUCAAACUAAAACAUAUGUGAGGCAAUCGGUAAUUAUUGAAGUACAAGCCAAAUAUAACAAAACAAGAUUUAAGCUAAAUUGUUUAGUGUUGCCUAGAAUCACAGAGCAAAUACCUCAGAUGCCUAUUGAUAUUUCUACAUUACAGAUACCAAAUCAUUUGAAGCUAGCGGACGAAAACUUCCACAAUCCGGGAGCCAUUGAUUUAUUAAACGGAGCCGGAAUGUUUUGGCAAAUUAUUAAGGACGAGCAUUUAAAGUUACUUCCUGGACAACCACGGAUACAGAACACUUCUUUAGGUUGGAUAUUAGGAGGAAAUGUUUUGGAGUCGUCAAGCGACCAUAACAUGAUGUGCAAUCUACUAACGAAUGAUGAACUAAGCCGGCAGCUGGAGAAAUUCUGGCAAUCCGAAGAAAUUAUCGAACAAAGGCAUUACUCACCAGAGGAGCAAAAGUGUGAGGAGCACUUUAAAGCAACAAUGCAAAGGAAUUUAGAAGGUAGGUUCGUAGUAGGACUGCCUCAGCGAGAAGAUAUAAAGCUUGCAGAUUCGUAUAAUACAGCGCUGAAGAGGCUAUACUUUGGAAAACAGAUUUGCACGACAACCAGAAUUGAAGUUGGAAUAUGUUCAAUUUAUGGAAAAAUAUGA